AUGUGUAUGUAUGCAGGUGUGUUUGUGUGUACGUUUUUGUGCACGUAAAAGGAGUGUGUUCACACAUUGUCUUUUUCUUCUAACCCUGUUUUCUACUCCCUGACCGCAUUAAAGGUGCGUCAUUUAGCAGGCCAACCAAUCAGAGGUCUGCUGUUUGAAUUUAUGCCAGGGAUUUUUGGCUUGUGACACUUAAGUUGUGGUGGCAAAAGCCAGUAUUUUCAAUUCCUAAAAAAACACUGUCCCAGUGAGACAAGAUGCCCUAUACGCCAUCUGGUUUUUUUUGCGACCGGUUAAUCCGUGAAAGAGAGAGAAGAGAUGGUGAAGGAUCCCUGAGCAAACCCAUCCAUUUCAGUGGCCAGGACUACAAUACCCUCAAGCAGGAGCAUCUCCAGAAGAAGGGCCUUUUUGAGGAUGAAUCCUUCCCUGCCACUGUUGACUCCCUUGGCUUCAAAGAGCUGGGUCUCAAGUCCAACAAAGUCAAGAACAUUGUCUGGAAGCGUCCCAAGGAGAUAUGUGAUAACCCACAGUUCAUUGUCGGAGGUGCCAGCAGGACAGAUAUCUGCCAGGGAGACCUGGGAGACUGCUGGUUGCUUGCAGCCAUUGCAUCCUUGACUCUGAACGACAAGCUGUUAUAUCGUAUUGUACCUCAAGAACAGAGCUUCUCUGAAGGCUAUGCUGGAAUUUUCCAUUUCCAGUUCUGGCAUUAUGGCGACUGGGUGGAUGUCGUUGUCGAUGACCGCAUUCCCACCUUCAACAACCAGCUGGUGUUCACCAAAUCAGCUGAAAGGAAUGAAUUCUGGAGCGCUCUGCUGGAAAAAGCUUAUGCUAAGCUUCAUGGUUCCUAUGAGGCUCUUAAAGGUGGAAACACUGCUGAGGCAAUGGAGGACUUCACCGGUGGAGUGACUGAAUUCUAUGAGAUGAAGGAGGCCCCCAAAGAGCUGUACAAGAUCAUGUUGAAAGCUCUGGAGAGAGGCUCCCUCAUGGGCUGCUCCAUUGAUUCCCUGGUUCCAGCCCGCUUUGAAACUCGUACUACAACAGGACUUGUGAAGGGUCAUGCCUACUCUGUUACUGCUGUAGAGGAGUGUAAACAGUCCCAGCAGAAGGAGUCUAAAGUUCAUCUGGUGCGUCUGCGUAACCCUUGGGGUCAGGUAGAAUGGAAUGGACCUUGGAGCGAUAAUUCAAAAGAGUGGGAAACCAUCUCUAAAGGGGAAAAAGAGAAACUUCAGCAACAGAAUGCUGAAGAUGGAGAAUUCUGGAUGUCAUUUGAGGAUUUUAAGAAAAAUUACACCAAAAUUGAGAUUUGCAACCUGACCCCUGAUGCUCUGGAGGACAAUAAAUUACACAAAUGGACAGUGUCUGUUAAUGAGGGACGCUGGGUAAGAGGAUGCUCCGCUGGAGGAUGCAGGAAUUAUCCAGACACAUUCUGGACAAAUCCACAAUACCGCCUGCGUCUCUUGGAGGAAGAUGAUGACCCGGAGGAUGACGAAGUGGCUUGCACUUUUGUUGUUGCUCUAAUGCAGAAAAACAGGCGUAAAGAACGCAAGUUGGGUGCAAAUCUCUUCACUAUUGGAUUUUCCAUCUACGAGGUUCCAAAGGAGAUGCACGGAAACAAGCAGCACAUGCAGAAGGAGUUCUUCGUGUCUAGCACCUCUAAGGCUCGUUCCAGGGCCUACAUUAACCUGCGCGAGUUGACCCAGCGUUUCCGCCUGAGCCCUGGGGAGUAUGUCAUCGUCCCCUCCACCUACGAGCCCCACCAGGAAGGCGAGUUCAUCCUCCGCGUCUUCUCUGAAAAGAGAAAUACGUCUGAGGAGAUAGAGAACAGGAUUGAAGCUGAUCAUCCAGUGCCGGCUCCGGCUUCGACUGGGGAAGAGAGCGAGGAGGACCAGCAGUUCCUGUCUAUUUUCCAGCAGAUCGCGGGGGACCUAAUGGAGAUCUCAGCUAAUGAACUCAAAGAUGUCUUGAACAAGGUGGUGUCUAAACACAAGGACAUACACACUGAGGGCUUCAGUCGAGAGAGCUGUAGAAGCAUGAUUGCCCUCAUGGAUGUAUCCUUUAUGGACGGAAAAGGAAGAAUUAAUCUACAAGAGUUUAGACAUUUGUGGAACAAAAUCAAACAGUGGCAGGGAAUCUUUAAGCAAUAUGACUUUGAUCACACUGGCACUAUCAGCAGCUACGAGAUGAGAAACGCCAUCAAUGAUGCAGGGUUCCGUCUGAAUAACCAGCUCUAUGACAUCAUCACCAUGCGCUACGCCAAUGAAAACAUGAAUGUCGACUUUGACAGUUUUGUCAGCUGCCUUGUGCGACUGGAGGGGAUGUUCAGAGCAUUCCAGGCCUUUGAUCAAGGUGGAGAUGGCACCAUCAGACUUAAUGUACUGGAGUGGCUUCAGCUAACCAUGUACGCAUAGACCAGCUACGGAUCCAGGUGAGCCCGGACUCGGCAAGGACCAGAACUACCAGCUCUUACCUCAACACUCAAUGUGCCAGACUACUGUUACCUCUUUCACUGUACCUCAGCCCACACUGAACACCAGCUGUGGAAACUUCACACAUCAUUACUCCUCCUCUUCAUUUCAGUUUUAUAUGGGAUGGCAAGAAGGGUGAAAUGAGUGUUAGUGUUACAGACCGACGUCACAUUUUUGAAGUCAGAUUGCAUAGGAAACGUUUUUGGGGGCGUAGCAACUUUUGAGGCAUGUCGUAGUUGCUGGUUUUCUGUUGUAAUUCAUUCCUCAGAGUAGCUUUUUACAUGAACUUCAUUCAGUUUAUCUACACUGGUGUCACAGUCAGCAUUUCUCUUUUACCUCAACUAGCCUCAAAAGAUGCUAAUGUUUCAGAUUUCCUUUUGCAAUAUGCUGAUGGACCUAAUAUAUAAUUGAUUAUCUAAUAUUACAUAACACUAAAAAGAAACAGAUUCGAAUUUUGACAGUAUUGCACACUUAUUACAUUGUACACGCGAUGCCUUACAAUGAGAAAAACUACUUGAAAUCUGGUCUGACCAUUCACACUGAAACACAAUCCAGAUUAGUUUCCGAUUUCACACCACAUAUGGAUUAGGUUUGUGAAACUACAUAAACAAACCUCAGAGUUUUCACUUGGGAAGUCUUAUCGUCAUAUUACCACUCUUUCUGAUUCAGAUUUCUUAAAAAAUGUCUUAACCAUCUUUAUCCAGAUAUGCACUACAUACAGCCCCAGCCUCCCAUUUUUAAUUGGUAAUAGCAAAAUCCAUUAAAAAGGACCAUGUAGGUGGUCCUUAUUGUUUCAAAUCCUGGUUGUUUGUGAGACAUUUAUGUUUGUAAGUUAACAUGAAGAACCAGGAAAAGACUAUCAAAAACUACUAGAGGAGAAUCAUCAGGAAACAUCUCCGAUUUCAUGAUGGACGGCAACAUUCAGGGUUUUUAUUUCAUUACUGUGGGUGUAGACAUGGGUCGAACCUAGGCUUUUUUUUUUGUUGUUGUGCUUGACCCACAUUUAACCUUUUGUUCAAAUGAGUGUACUGACUUCAGCCGUUUAACAAAAUAAAUGUGUAGUUCUUGGAUGAAGUGCUUUCCCAGGAGGAAACAAAGCCUAAUUAUUUACACAAGCAUAAGUGGCAAUUGCAAAAUUAAAUAAAUGGAGAAUUGUUUUCUUUUUUAAAGGCUCUGUAAAAGCUCUACAGUAUGUAAGCAGUAUAUUUCACCAUUUAUCUCAUAUCUUGUUAGAUUUUUUUUUCAGCCCUGUUACAAAAUUUGAGUC
Messenger RNA from Sinocyclocheilus rhinocerous, 3729 nucleotides. Its product is annotated as calpain-3-like. Lineage: Eukaryota; Metazoa; Chordata; Actinopteri; Cypriniformes; Cyprinidae. Gene Ontology annotation, biological process: negative regulation of apoptotic process; proteolysis. The coding region runs from base 255 to 2405 and encodes 716 amino acids. Gene Ontology annotation, cellular component: cytoplasm. Gene Ontology annotation, molecular function: calcium-dependent cysteine-type endopeptidase activity; calcium ion binding. The transcript has 21 exons. The record is from RefSeq and is a predicted model, not a curated record.